AGUCAAGUCUCAACAUGGAGCACGAGACGAUUGACUUUGAGCAAGGAUGGGACGACAUGCAACCUAGUAUCACUAAACUAAAACGGUUUGUGGAAGGACUUCCUGAAUCUUCAUUUGAUGCUAGUGACUAUAUGAUGCUUUACACAAGUGUCUACCGCAUGUGCAUCCAGAAACCUCCUUGUAAUUACUCACGGCAGCUUUAUAACAAGUAUGGUGAAGUAAUUGAGGAUUAUAUUAACUCAACAGCUUUGCCUGCAUUAAGGGAGAACCAUGACGAUGAAUAUAUGCUGCUGCAGGAGCUGGUUAAAAGAUGGUCUAACCAUAAAAAGAUGGUUAAAUCCCUAUCCAAGAUCUUCCACUAUCUUGAAUAUUCCUUCAUUCCUUUCAGUUCAUUCGCACCACUGAAAGAAGUUAGCCUGGCAUGCUUCCGUGACCUGGUUUAUAACAAGCUUCAACUCAAGGUCAAAGAAGCUGUAGUAUCACUAGUUGAUAGAGAGCGAGAAGGGGUGGAUAUUGAUAGGGUGCUAAUGAAGAACGUAUUAGAGUUUUAUGUAGAGAUUGGAAUGGGAGAGAUGAAAAUAUACGAACAAGAUUUCGAGAGCUUCUUUCUUGAAGAUACAACGUCUUACUAUUCUUCCAAGGCAUCAAGAUGGAUUCAAGAAGAUUCUUUUUCUGAUUACACUCUCAAGGCCGAAGAAUGCAUAAAGAAGGAGAAGGAGAGCGUGACUAAUUACCUUCACUCAAGCAGUGUGCCAAAGCUGGUUAAGGUAGUAGAACAUGCGUUGUUGGUAGUGCGUGGAAGUCAACUUCUUGAAAAGAAGCACUCAGAGUUCAGUGAGAUUGUGCAGAAGCUUGUCACAGACGCAGAUGGUGAAGAUACGGCUACUAAGGUACAAGUUCUUCUCAGAAACAUUAUUGAGAUGCAUGAUAAAUACAUGGUCUAUGUCACUGGUAGUUUCCAAAACCAAAACCUCAUUUACAACACUUUUAAAAAGGCAUUUGAGAGUUUCUGUAUCAAAAUAACCUCUGGAAGCUACUCAAGGGAUGAAUUACUGGCAACAUUCUGCGACGGAAUUAUCUUAAAGAAUUGGGGAAGUGGGGAGCUGAGUGAUGAAGGUGUUGAGAAGGUGGUCAAGUUCCUUGCUUGCAUAAGUGAUGAAUGGGAUAUUUUUUCAGAGCUUUACAGAAAGAAGCUGGCCCGUAGGCUCUUAUCGAACCGUGGUGCAAAUGAUGAUCAUGAGAGAAGUAUCCUAACAAAGCUCAAGCAACAAUUUGGUGGGAGUUUCACUUUUAAGAUGGAGGGAAUGUUGAAGGAUAUGAUAUUGUCAAGAGAAAACCAAAACAGUUUCAACGAGUAUGCAGCCAAUAAUGCAAAACCAGGGAUUGGUUUGACCCCGAAUUACAAGACGUUUGACAUAAAUCUACCCAGUGAAAUGGUCAAGUGUGUUGAAGAAUUCAAAGACUUCUAUGAAAUGAAAACGAGAAGCAGGAAACUUACAUGGAUCCACUCACUAAGAACUUGUCACAUUAAUGGAAAGUUUGAUCAAAAGCCUAUUGAACUGAUUGUGUCUACUCACCAGGCUGUUCUGCUUCUGCUUUUCAACACAAGAGACAAACUGAGUUACACUGACAUCCAAAGUCAGCUGAACCUAAGCCAUGAGGAUCUAGUGUGGCUGCUUCAUUCCUUGUCAUGUGCUAAAUACAAGAUUCUUAUCAAGAAGCCAAGCACAAAGACUGUUUCCAAGACUGAUGUUUUUGAGUUCAACUCCGGAUUCACUGUUGGAAUGCGCAGAAUAAAGAUCCCUCUCCCUCCUGUUGAUGAAAGGAAGAAAGCCUCCGAAGAUGUGGAUAAAGACAGGCGCUAUGAAACUGAUGCUGCCAUUGUCAGGAUCAUGAAGGGAAGGAGGAUCCCUCUCCCUCCUGUUGAUGAAAGGAAGAAAGCCUCCGAAGAUGUGGAUAAAGACAGACGCUAUGAAACUGAUGCUGCCAUUGUCAGGAUCAUGAAGGGAAUGAGGGUUUUGGGAUAUCAACAACUUGUUUCUGAGUGUGUCCAGAAACUUAGCCUGAUGUUCAAGCCUGAUAUUAAAGAGAUCAAGAAACGUAUCAAGGAUUUAAUAGCCAGAGACUAUUUGGAGAGGGACAAGGAGAAUCCUACCAUGUUU
This is a messenger RNA of Thlaspi arvense, 2162 nucleotides long. NCBI's taxonomy places the organism in Eukaryota, Viridiplantae, Streptophyta, Magnoliopsida, Brassicales, Brassicaceae. The record is from the annotation of a GenBank genome assembly.